Molecule: messenger RNA, 2069 nt
Organism: Westerdykella ornata
Lineage: Eukaryota; Fungi; Ascomycota; Dothideomycetes; Pleosporales; Sporormiaceae
Exons: 3
Coding region: 229-1914 (561 amino acids)
Source: RefSeq, a predicted model, not a curated record
CGACUAUCUCUCAUUCAACAGCCGCAGUGUCUUGAUUGCGGCGGGAGCUUCGCGGAGAAUUCUCGUCCAAUGUACUUUGAUUGCGUUUCAUGGCCUUCAUAAUCCCAGGACAUCAGGUACGGUUAAUCGUAAUUCCUCACUACCCAAGCCCCAAAACGCGUGUUCGUUCUUUUUGAUAUUCUCUUCUCCUUUGUCAUAGCAGAUCUGUACCCUCUCGCCACCAUCAUCAUGUCUUCCACUCAUCAGAAGAGGAGGAGUAAUGCUUUACCUUUUCUAUGCCGCACACUAUGUAUAUGGGCAAUAUGUGCCCAAACGGGUGCUACUCUUCCACAAGCUGCAACAAACAGUGGCGCAUCACCAGAUAGCACUUCAACCGAACUCGCACUUGUACCACAACUAUCCCCGACCAAUCUGAUAUCUUCACAACGGCCUCCUGGUUUAAUACCUUCGCAAAAUCCUCCGGGCCUGAUACCAUCACAGAGACCACCCGGGCUAAUACCCUCACAAGUCCCUGCAGAGUCGAUAUCCUCUGAGCUUGUGUCAGUCGCAAUUCCCUCGCAGGUUCCAUCCGGAAUCAUUGCAUCACAGUCGCCUCCAGAUAUAAUCCCAUCACAGUCUCCAACAGCUAUUAUCUCAACGCAAGAACCAGGUUUGAUACCGUCGAAGGCCCCGAGCGGUCUAAUCCCAUCGGGUUUAAUCCCAUCUGGCACACCACAAUCCGGAAUAAUACCGUCGCAAAGCGGAAUCAUUCCCACGCUCAUUGCAACGUCGGCGGUAGGCACCGCUUCAGGGGCUCCCAAUGUUUCCCUGACACCCAUGCCAUCAUGGUCGACGGAUGAACCCCUUAGGCCCAUACCAGCGCCAACCACGGCGCCGGGCGAUCCUAACGGACAUCAUGAGAUACCGGAGCCCGGUUUCAGUAUAACGGGCCCGUGCAGAGGCUGCUCGCCAGUGAUAGAGAUAACUGCCACAGGCUUUGAUGACGUGCCUCCGUCGCCAAUUGCCGAACAUGAAGGGCCUUCCUCGCCGUUAGGUCCUGCAGAGCCUCCCAAAGCUACCAUUACAAUAGGACCUUCCCCAAUCAUUGUCAGCCAGGAGCCGACUGGGUCGAAUUUCAUCAUCGACAAAUCCACAACAGUAACGCCCGGCCAGACCAUUACGCUAGACAAAACACCCGUUGUAAUCCAAACCUCUGCUGGCAGAACCGAAGUCAUCGUCGUAGCUCCCACAGGCACAAACACCAUUCCACUGACACCGAGCAACCCGGAACCCUUCCGACAGAUCAUAACCGACCGGCCACUCCUCUCCCCAAUCACCAUUGGAACGCGAACCAUCACCGCGAAUCCAGCGUCACAAUACGUCCUUGACGGUCAAACCCUGCUGCCAGGCGGGCCGGCCCUCACGGUCGACGGAACCACCCUCUCGCUCCUCCCCUCCGCAACCGCAAUCGUCGUUAACGACGUCACCUCGACCCUUAGCCAGAUCUACGGCGCCGUUUUCACGACCACCGCCGCGCCCCUACUCACGCUCAACAACGAGAUCUACACCGCAAAUCGUGCCGGAUACUUCGUCCUCGCGCCGGGUACCACGCUCAUUCCCGGCGGACCGGCAGUGACCAUUUCAGGCACGACGAUAAGUUUGGUACCGAAGGGCACUGCGGCCAUCAUCCAGGGGUCGACGAGCUUCAUUGAGCCCGUGACUACGGUGGUGACAUUGACCAGAGGAGGUGGCAAUUAUGUGGGCAGUGGAAACGUCGUGACGUCCAUUAUACCAGCAAAUCCACCGCAGUCGACGAGUAAGCGUGGAGCGGCUGGGACUGUGAGUGUGCCGAUGAGUGCUGGGACCGAGGGCUGGCUGGAGGGACUGCUUUUGCUCGUUAUGAUGGGAUUUGGCGGGUUGGCUGCUUGGCUGUGAAGUCAAAAUAGUUUGGGAAAGAAAGUGCAGUGGGGUGCUUGACAUGAGUAUAUAUGUAUUAUGAGGAUACCCUUAUGGCGUUUCGAGGAAAACAUGGGGGGUAAAUGGCGUUGGAACGGAUUUGGAAUAGGAUGAGCUUCAUGGAGAUAGCAUAA